UUGCAGGAGAGCGAGCCCGCUGCAAGGCUGCGGAGAGGCCCAGCCGAGAAUGGGAGGGCGGCGCGCCCCUCGCGGCCUGGCCCUGUGGGGACUUCUGCUGUGCGGCUCGCUGCGGGACCUGGCCAGCGCCGCCCCGGCCUGCGCGGCGCCCUCAGACGCGGGCCAGUUCUGGCACAUCUCCGAUUUACACUUGGACCCCACCUACCACAUUACAAGUAAUCGCACUCAGGUUUGUGCCUCUUCCAAAGGAGUGAAUGCCUCAAACCCUGGCCCUUUUGGAGAUUUCAUGUGUGAUUCACCAUAUCGGCUUAUUUUAUCAGCUUUUCAGCACAUCAAGGAUUCUGGUCAACAGGCAUCCUUCAUGAUAUGGACAGGAGACAGCCCUCCGCAUGUUCCUGUAAAACAACUCUCCACAAAAAUUGUCAUUGACAUUAUUGGUAACAUGACUUCUACCAUAAGAAGUUUCUUUCCAGAUCUCCAAGUUUUCCCUGCAUUGGGAAAUCAUGACUAUUGGCCACAGGAUCAGCUGCCUACAUCUGUCAGUGAAGUUUACAAUGCUGUAGCAGAUUUCUGGAAACCUUGGCUUACGGAUGAAGCAGUCAGCACCUUGAGAAGAGGUGGUUUUUAUACACAAACAAUUCAGUCCAACAUGACUACACAAUCUCUUAGGAUAAUUAGUUUAAAUACCAUCUUAUACUACCCUCCCAACACUAUGACUCUGAAUAUGACUGAUCCAGCAAACCAGUUUGCAUGGCUGGAACGUGUAUUAGAGACAGCACAUCAAAACAAGGAAAAGGUUUAUGUGAUAGGACAUGUGCCAGUAGGUUAUCUGCCUUAUUCUCGAAAUACAACUGCCAUAAGAGAACAUUACAAUGAGAGGUUGAUAGAAAUCUUUCGCCGUCAUAGCAGCGUGAUUGCUGGGCAGUUUUUUGGACACACUCACAGAGACAGCAUCAUGGUUCUUCUGGAUGAAAAGGAAAAGCCAGUAAACUCCUUGUUUGUGGCACCUGCUGUGACGCCAGUGAAGAACGUAUUGGAGGUAGACUCAAACAAUCCUGGAGUGAGAUUAUAUCAAUAUGACCCUCUUUCUUAUAAUCUACUGGAUCUUUGGCAGUUCUACUUGAACCUCACAGAAGCCAACGUGAAAAAUGAAUCAGUCUGGAAACUUGAGUAUGUUAUGACCAAAGCUUAUGGAAUCAAGGACUUAACACCAGAAAGCUUGUACGAAAUGGCAAAUCAACUUAGUGUACCUCACAGCAAAUUGUUCCAAAAAUAUUACAGCCGCUACUAUGUGAGUUAUGAUGAUCCAAACUUGUUCUGUGAAGAGCACUGUAGGAUCACCCAGCUCUGUGCAAUUCAAUAUUUAGACCUCACCACUUACACAGAUUGUAUCGAACAUAAAGGCAAAUUACAUAGGUAAAAAGUAGCACUCAUGCUAAAUAAUUGUGUCCUCUAAGGCCUGGUUCUGAUGUAGCAACUUUAACUGUUGUUUCUUCAGCUAGUGUGGUGCCUACCCACUUCUCUCUUCAUUAGUUUUCCAUUACAAAUGAACUGCUCUUGGUUUUAUAUCCUGGUUACAAAGCCAUGAUUAAAGCACAGUUUCCCAGUUGAAAUGUAGCAGGUUUCAACUAAAUUAGAGUUGAAACACUGAAGCUAACAUGCAUUGGGGGGAACGCACAGGCACAACAUUGUUUUUGGUGCAGUAAACCAUGGUUUAUAUAAGUAGAGGUCAUUACUGCUAUAUCGAGCCUAAACAAAGUUCAAAUAAUAUUUUGCCAAAUUAGAGGCCUGCAAAUUAAUCAAAUGUUGUAGAGAGAAACAGAUCCUAUGUGUGUUAGUGUUGUUGCAAGAUGUACCUCUAAGCGUCUGUAAAGAAAAUUUCCCCUGAAUUUCUUGCUGCUGCUAAGCAUCCAAAGCAGGUAUUUAAUCAACUGGAAGGGGUGGGAUGGGGGUGCUUCCCUUAUUUUUAAAGCUUAGCUAUUUCUUCAAUCGACUCCUACAGCCUAUGCACACACAAAAAAUAUAUCAUUCAGGUGACUGUAAGUGUAUAUAGCUGCAUCUUGCAAGCCUUUUAGAGAACUUUUCUUGAUUCAUUUUAAAGUAUUUUUAGAGAUACUUGUAUGGAAAUUGUACAAUUUGUAUGGUAAAAUUAUCAUAAGUUGAAUCAUGGAAAGUAUCUGUAUAUAUACAAAGUUAUGGUUUGUUUCUCUAAGUUUUAAGAACUUGUGAUUUUGCUCAAGGGCAGGCAAGAAUUCAUAUGGCCAUAAAAUAAUUAUUUUUCUGACACAACUGUGUCUAUCAUCCAUAUCCACUGGGGAAUGGGGUGAAAGUAAAACAAUGAGAGGAGGGAGCAGUCUAGUUUCUUACCAAAAAUAAAAAAUGAAAAUAAGAAGGACACAGGCUGUACAAUUUGCUUCAUAUCUCAGGUUCUACAAAUGCUGGAGUUGAACUUAGUUUCAUACAUGUUGUGAUUUUUCACAUUUGCUUCCAAAUGAAGAUUUUGGGUUAUAUAUUUGCUUUUCUUGCUGAUUUAUAUGAAUGGCUUUGUCUAGCUGUAAUUGUACAAUAUAGGCUUGGAUCCUAAGUUGCUUCUCAAAUCAUGUAAAGGGCAGAUUUUUGACCAUUUCCUCUUUGUCUGUAGCCCUUCCAAGAAUCCUACAACCCCCAGGAGCAAAAGUUCAGGGGCUGCAGGUGGAUGGGGUGAGGCCUGAAAUCCCUGUUUGUGAAUGUGAACUCUGUCCUACUUAUGGAAAGAAAGUUAGGAUCCAGGUCAUGGUGUUUAAGAAAGCUUUGGUUUUUGAAUCUUUUAGGUGUGGGUUCCCCUUCACCCUGGAAUAAAUAAUAUGGCUUGAUCCUAAGCAUAAUUUACUUCUAUUGCACACAAGCUUGCAGAAAUUAAUUGGCGGUGUACUAGCUCAGGGACUUUCACAAUCUUAUUUUUUAUUGUGUUAAAAUAAAACUUGCUCAUUCCAAGUAGAUCUGCUAAAAAUGUGUAUGUGUAAAUGCUUGGGUGUUUAUACAAGAAGAUCUAUAAGAAAAGCUCCAGUGGGGAAGAUGGGGACAAGUUACAUAUUUUUGUUAGCUGAUCAGCAAUUUCACUUUUGAAUUAUUUGGGAACUUUCUGGUAGAUGCCAUCUGUCAGUUUUUGUUUUGUCAAUAAGGUCUAGUACUUAUCACCACUAUUUGUCUCAGUUCCUCAGGCUCCCUGUGAAAAGUUGGUUAAAGCACAUGGUCUACCUUAUAUCUUCCCCAGUGAAGACAGGUGGAAAACAUUUAUUCAGUUUGUUUGCAAUCUCUGUUAGCACAUCUUUGACUCUUUUGUCAUCCAAAAGCCCAACUGCCUCUCUAGUCCUGUUCCUGCUACUAAUGUAUUUAAAUAUAUUUUGGAUCUUGGUCUUCAUGUUUUUAGCAAUGUGUUCUUCAAAUUCUUUUGUUUAGCAUCUCUUUUUGCCUACUUGCAUUUCUUUUGUCAAAGCUCCUUUCCCCUCCUUAUUUAGACUAAGAAUUCCAUUUAGCCUCUGGUCUUUGACUAUGCUGGCAUCCUCUUGGCCUUGUUGGUACCUGCCUUGCUCUGCGGUAUAUAUUCCAGCUGAGCUUCUAAUAUUGUGGCAUUAAACAACUCCUAAGCCAUC
Molecule: messenger RNA, 3632 nt
Organism: Lacerta agilis (Sand lizard)
Lineage: Eukaryota; Metazoa; Chordata; Lepidosauria; Squamata; Lacertidae
Gene: SMPDL3A
Product: sphingomyelin phosphodiesterase acid like 3A
Exons: 8
Coding region: 50-1420 (456 amino acids)
Biological process (GO): sphingomyelin catabolic process
Molecular function (GO): sphingomyelin phosphodiesterase activity
Source: RefSeq, a predicted model, not a curated record